Scatophagus argus is the source of this 1004-nucleotide messenger RNA. RefSeq names its product RASD family member 3 (gene rasd3). The transcript has a single exon. Lineage: Eukaryota; Metazoa; Chordata; Actinopteri; Scatophagidae. Gene Ontology annotation, molecular function: GTPase activity; GTP binding. Bases 114 to 749 code for a protein of 211 amino acids. The record is from RefSeq and is a predicted model, not a curated record.
AUGCUGAACGAGGCGAGUAGAGCCGCUGGCAUCACCAGGGACGCUCGGUGCAGCAGCAGUGUUUCCCCGGACGCCACAGCUUCUCGUUCCGGGUUCCCCCAGGUCAGCUCAGCAUGUCUCUGUCAGGGAGCACCAACACGACCCGGCUGGUGUUCCUCGGGUCAGCGGAGGUCGGUAAGACCGCGCUCAUCCACCGCUUCCUGCACAACCGCUUCGAGCACAAGUACACGCGCACAGUCGAGGAGCUUCACGUGCUGGAGUACGACACCGCGGGGUCCGGUAAGAUGCGUCUGGAGAUCCUGGACACGAGCGGGAGCUACUCCUUCCCGGCCAUGCGUGAGCUCUGCAUCAGACACAGUGACGCGUUCGCCCUCGUGUACGCGGUGGACGACCCCGGCUCCUUCGACGAGGUGCGACGACUUCGCGAAGAGAUUCUGGAGCUGCGGGGCGACAAGGGCGCGCCCAUCACCGUGGUUGGCAGCAAGGCGGAUCUGACCGAGGCCGAGGGCCGCGUGCUGCUGGCGGCUCAAGUCAUGGCCACAGUAGAGGGUGAGUGGGACGCCAACUUCGUGGAGGCGUCCGCGCGCACAGGUGGAAACACCGUCGGAGUGUUCCGCGCGCUGCUCCAACAGGUGAACCUGCCGCACCGGCUGAGCCCUGCGGUGUGGAGGCGCAGAGACACGGUGCCCAGACCAGCUGUCAAGAAAAGACCACCACUGAAGAAGCACAACAGCUGUGUCCUGUCAUAGGAACGUUUUCUCCGCUUGGUGAUGGACUCUGCAGCUGGACUGCGCGUGUUCAGGUGUUGCUGGUCUUCACAGUACUCUACCUGGUUUGUCCAGAGGUGGAAAGUUGAUGAACUGUAGGAAACUUGACCGUUUAAAAGGACCUCAGAUAGGCUUAUAUGUGUUUUUUUUUUUGGUUUUUUACCAGUUAAAGAUUCACAUUUUUGUGCGCAGGCUGACAUUUUUUUAUCUUGUGCUAAUAAAAUAUUUUUGUUUUGA